AUGGGAGCCCAACUCUCGACGCAUGACGCUGCCGAUAAGGCCCUUGUCGAUCGCCUCGAAGGUCUUCAGGUCCGCAGCACAUCCAACGACUUUGUCCAUGUAUCAAAAGAUGAGUCGCAGAGCGAGAAGCAGGCUCUUUCCAGACUUAUCCAUCGCGAACCAGAGGGUAUCUCAGUCAAGCUUGUAGAAGACUGGCAGAGCACCUUUCUCAAGGACCCCAAGAACAGGUUGGCCCUUUCUGCCCUCAGCAAUGCCGACCCGCGUACCGUCCUGACGUCUACACCCGCCACGCUGUCUGACCCUCAAAUAUUCAACGUCCGCAUCCCCCUCGAGGGAACGCCGAUAACAAACCAGCGCUCUUCCGGCCGCUGUUGGCUCUUCGCCUCCACGAAUGUUUUCCGUGUUGCCCUCGCCCGCCGCUACAACCUUGCGGGCUUCGAACUCUCGCAGUCCUACCUUUUUUUCUGGGACAAGCUCGAGAAGGCCAACUGGUUCCUCGAGCAGGCCAUUGCCACGGCUGGCGAUCAUGACCUCGACUCUCGACUCGUGCAGCACCUUCUCGGUGACCUCAUUUCAGAUGGCGGGCAGUGGGACAUGGUCUACAACCUCGUCGACAAGUAUGGCCUCGUGCCCCAGUCUUUGUACCCGGACUCGUGGAAUGCCCAGAACUCGGGUGUCCUCAACUCCGUGCUCAAGACAAAGUUGCGCGAGUAUGCCCUCACCCUCCGCUCUCUUGUCAACGAGCAGAGCGCUACUGCUCAAAGCGUCAAGGACGCCAAGUCCAAGAUGCUCCAGUCCAUCCUGGGAGUCUUGACCCUGACACUUGGCGCGCCGCCACACCCGCACGAGGCCUUCGUUUGGACUUACGAAGACAAGGACGGCAAGGCCCAUGAGCUGACAUCGACCCCGCGCGCCUUUGCCCGCGACAUCUCCUCGAGUCAGUGCCGCGUCUCGAGCGCCACCAUUGCAGGCAUGGUCUCGCUCGUACACGACCCGCGUCACGAUCCCUUGACCCUCUUGACCGUCGACCGCCUCGGCAACAUUGUGGGCGGCCGCCCAGUCACCUACGUCAACGUCUCUAUUUCCGCCCUCAAGGCAGCCUGCGUGCGCCAGCUCCGCGCCGGCCUCCCCAUCUUCUUCGGCUCUGAUGUGGGCAAAUUCAGCUCCUCACGCUCCGGUGUCAUGGAUCUCAACCUCGUCGACUACGAAGUCGGCUUCGAUGUGAGUCUGCUCGCAAUGUCCAAGGCCGAUCGCCUGCGCACGGGCGAGUCACAGAUGACCCACGCCAUGGUCUUGACGGCCGUCCACAUCGAUGACAAGACGGGCCGCAGCGUCCGUUGGCGCGUCCAAAACAGCUGGGGCGAGGCCGCCGGCGACAAGGGCUGGUUCGUUAUGAGCGACGCCUGGAUGGACGAGUUUGUCUACCAGGCCGUCAUCGAUCCCCGCUUCCUUGACAAAGAAACAAAGGACGUCCUCAAGCAGGAGCCGAUCGUGUUGCCACUGUGGGAUCCCAUGGGCAGCUUGGCAUGA
Messenger RNA from Verticillium nonalfalfae, 1530 nucleotides. RefSeq lists its product as uncharacterized. Gene Ontology annotation, cellular component: cytoplasm. The coding region runs from base 1 to 1530 and encodes 509 amino acids. The transcript has 2 exons. Lineage: Eukaryota; Fungi; Ascomycota; Sordariomycetes; Glomerellales; Plectosphaerellaceae. Gene Ontology annotation, biological process: L-homocysteine catabolic process; proteolysis; response to toxic substance. The record is from RefSeq and is a predicted model, not a curated record. Gene Ontology annotation, molecular function: cysteine-type aminopeptidase activity.